Molecule: messenger RNA, 1062 nt
Organism: Doryrhamphus excisus (bluestripe pipefish)
Lineage: Eukaryota; Metazoa; Chordata; Actinopteri; Syngnathiformes; Syngnathidae
Gene: ppifb
Product: peptidylprolyl isomerase Fb
Biological process (GO): protein peptidyl-prolyl isomerization; protein folding
Cellular component (GO): cytoplasm
Molecular function (GO): peptidyl-prolyl cis-trans isomerase activity; cyclosporin A binding
Source: RefSeq, a predicted model, not a curated record
AAACACUUCCUGGUUCUCCCCGCCACAGCGUGCAAGUGUGUUUGACUUUGGCUUGCGGGUUGAAUGACGUAAAGAGCCUGUGUGACAUAGUUCGAUAGUUCAAAACAAGAAAAUGCUGCUUUUAUCUCAUCGUGUGAAGUUGUGUUCGCUGGCGUUCACCGCUGCUCGCAUGUAUAGCAGCGGCCCGGCUGUUGCUAACAACAACCCGACGGUUUUCUUCGACAUUUCGGCAGAUAACGAACCACUCGGCAGGGUAACCUUUGAGCUUAACGCGGAAGUUGUGCCAAAAACUGCAGAAAACUUCCGGGCUCUGUGCACCGGGGAGCAAGGAUUUGGAUUCAAGGGAUCCAUUUUCCACAGAGUUAUUCCUCAGUUUAUGUGCCAGGGUGGCGAUUUCACAAACCACAAUGGAACAGGCGGGAAGUCCAUUUACGGAUGGAAGUUUCCGGAUGAAAACUUCAAGUUGAAGCACACUGGACCGGGUAUCCUUUCCAUGGCUAAUGCCGGACCCAACACUAAUGGAUCCCAGUUCUUCAUCUGCACCGCUAAGACAGAAUGGCUGGACGGCAAACACGUGGUCUUCGGCAGCGUCAAAAACGGAAUGGACGUGGUGAAAAAAGUGGAGUCUUUCGGCUCGCGCUCGGGACGCACCUCCAAGAAGAUCACCAUCACCGACUGCGGCGAGCUCAAGUAGAAAAAUUCCCGUCCCCCCAAACCCCCUCCCACACACCCCCACCACCUCCUGUCUAGUCUGCUGUUAUUCAUUACGUCAGGAAACAACUGAGGGGCUACGCACACGGAAAUGUUUUCGGGUUAAAACGGGAACGUAUUUCAUCGUUUAAGCCACUCGUCCACAUGGAAACGGCGUUGUUGGUACCCUGAAAAAGCGAAUUAUUUUAAGCGUUCCCGUGUGGACAGAGCCUGAAUACACUUGAAUGUCGUGAUGAGAAAUGUGAGCCAUUGUCUUCAUUGAAAAAAAAAAGAGGCAUUUAUUUGUAAAUUUCACUUAAUAUACAUGAGCCAUUGUCUUCAUUAAAAAAAAGAGGCAUUUAUUUGUAAACA